AUGCAUUCUGCGUCUGGGCAGAGGAAUCUUCGGAUUGGCGUGGAUGUCGGUGGCACGAACACCGACGGAGUAAUUCUUGAUCCCGCAAAGUCGCAAGAGAUAGGCAGGGGCAUUGUCGCGUGGCACAAAGCACCAACGACUACUGAUCCGAGCCAUGGCAUCGCGGCAGCAAUCACGACGAUGUUCAAAUCUGCAUCGAUUGAGCCAUCAUCGGUAGCUAGCGUUACCAUAGGAACGACCCACUUCGUCAAUGCAGUGAUAACGAGGGAUCGUACACGCCUUUCGAGCGUUGCUGUCAUCCGUCUCGGCGCUCCUUUCAGCAAACAUGCUCCACCCUGCAUUGACUGGCCAAUCCCUCUACGCAACAUGAUCCUCGGGCAUCAUGCCCUGCUUAAAGGUGGUCUUGAAGUCGACGGCAACCUCAUCUCAGACAUUCAAGAAGCUGAAAUCGUUGAACAAUGCAAGAUCAUCAAAGAGAAGAGAAUCCGUAGUAUCGUCAUCAACGGAAUCUUUUCGCCCAUCGAUACGGUAGAGAGGCAAGAAGAAAGAGCGGCGGAAAUCGUGAAGAGGGAAUUGGGCGAUGUCGAUGUCGUCCAGAGUAGGACUGUAGCGAACCUGGGAUUCCUGGAGCGGGAAAACGCAGCCAUCUUGAAUGCAUCCGUGCUUUCUUUUGCACGACGAACAAUAGCUUCAUUUCAAGAACCCAUCAAAAAGCUUGGUUUGGACUGUCCUGUCUUUAUCACCCAAAACGAUGGCACACUUCUUUCCGGAGAUGCAGCUGCACAGCUACCAAUCCGCACGUUCAGCUCAGGUCCAACGAACAGCAUGCGAGGAGCUGCGUUUCUGGUCGGAAAGCAGGACCAUGGCGAGCCAAUGAUGGUAGUUGAUGUGGGCGGCACCACGACAGACGUGGGGCUACUCCUUGCCAACGGCUUCCCAAGGCAACAAGCAGCAUACUCGGAGCUUUCUGGUGUCCGAAUGAACUUCUCUUAUCCAGAUGUGAAGAGUAUUGGCCUAGGCGGUGGUUCGCUCGUGCGCAGGAUAGAGGGAAAGCUGCAUGUAGGACCGGAGUCCGUCGGCUAUAAGCUUCCAGAGAAAUCUUUGGUGUUUGGCGGAGAUGUACCGACGGCGACUGAUUACAUAGUCGCGGCAGCCAAGGACCUUGAAAUCGGUGACCCAAGGAAGGUUCGAGGACAGCUGGCAGGCGAUGACAUUGAUGCCUUCAAAGUGGAAACGAAACGCAUGCUUGAAGAGAUCAUCGACACAAUGAAGACCUCUCCCGAAGACCUGCCUGUACUGCUCGUCGGUGGAGGUGCUGUAGUCGCGCCCGACGAACUGAGAGGAGCAAGUCGAGUCAUCAAGCCAGAGUGGUCCGGUGUUGCUAACGCAAUCGGCGCUGCAAUGGCACGCGUAAGUGCGGUAAUCGAUACGGUGAAGUCUACCGAGAAAAGAAGCGCGAAAGAGCUGCAAGCCGAGAUAGAAGAGGAGGCCAAACGCAAGACGAUAGCAGCAGGCGCAUCAGCAGACUCGGUAGAGGUCGUCGAGGUAGAAUCGCUGCCGCUGCCAUACAUCGCACACAAGACUCGCUUCAUCGUGAGAGCGGCCGGAGACUUCGACUAUGAACGAUCAGCUGACUUUGCUACGUUGCAUGUCAACUCUACUCACCAAGAGGAUAUAGAGCCAAGCUAUUCGCCGGGCAACAAUACUACGCCAUCAACUGAAGCGAUGAGCGUCGAACACGACCCCGCGGUGGAUAUUGAUUUUUCACGCUACAGACCGAAAGUGACAAAGCGAGAAUGGCAUAUUUCCGAAACCGACCUCCAGUGGAUCACCAUCGGCUGCUACAUCCUGGGAACAGGCGGGGGCGGCUCGCCUUACUCCACCAUGCUGCGAGUGCGCCAAAUGCUGCGAAAAGGUCAAGUUAUACGCGUUGUGAGUCCAGAUGACCUAGCGGAUGGUGACCGGAUAGGGAGUGGUGGCGGCGCAGGGAGUCCGACGGUAGGCAUCGAGAAGCUCGCUGGAGACGAGAUGAUGGAUGCUCAAGAGCACAUGUACAAGCUCUUUCCCGGCGGACGCGCCACACACAUCAUACCGUUAGAGAUCGGCGGUUCGAACGGGCUUCAAGGACUCGUGCUAGGCGCAUCGUCCAACAUGAACAUUCCAUGCGUGGAUGGUGACUGGAUGGGACGUGCGUAUCCUACAAAGUGGCAAACAACUCCUGUUGUAUUCGGCGAGAGAGAGAUCGUGUUCGCGCCCGUCUCUGUUGCAGAUGGGAAUGGCAACGUCUUGUACAUGCCGACUGCGACGAGCGACUUGAAAGUCGAGCAAGUGAUCAGAGCGGCGUUGAGUCAAAUGGGAAGCCACGUAGGCACCGCCGAUGGCCCUGUUACAGGCGCCGAGACACGCAGAUGGGCAGUCGAGCAUACGAUUUCGCUGUCGUGGAGAAUCGGUCGAGAAGUGGCUCGCGCGCGGAAAGAAAAUCACAUUGAUAGUGUCGCCGAGUCAAUUAUUGACGCUGUGGGAGGACCAGAGACGGGACGUGUCGUGUUCAAAGGGAAAAUUGUCGGUGUAGAGCGCAAGCUCUGGAUGGGCCACAUCUAUGGCGAGGUCAUAGUUGAGGGCACUGAAGGCACAGAGUUUGCUGGCCAGAUCAAGAUCCCCUUCAAGAAUGAGAACAUUGCUGCAGUCAGGCUCCAUGAGGGUGUGGAGAGCAAGACAGGCGACGAGAAGAAUGAGGAUGUACUAGCUAUUGUGCCAGACCUCAUCUCGGUCAUAGACGCGCAAAACGGCGAGGCCAUCGGGACACCUGAAUAUCGCUAUGGGUUACUGGUACUGGUUAUUGGCAUCACCGCGAGCGAGCGGUGGACUACUCCUAGGGGUAUCGAGAUAGGGGGACCGAAAGGAUUCGGGCUGGACCAUCUGGAGUAUAAGCCUUUGGGCAGAUUCGUGAAGCCGGUCAGCGUGAUCGAUGAGUAUAAUGUAACACCGUAG
Paraphaeosphaeria sporulosa is the source of this 2991-nucleotide messenger RNA. Its product is annotated as hydantoinase. NCBI's taxonomy places the organism in Eukaryota, Fungi, Ascomycota, Dothideomycetes, Pleosporales, Didymosphaeriaceae. Gene Ontology annotation, biological process: glutathione metabolic process. Gene Ontology annotation, cellular component: cytosol. The transcript has 4 exons. The coding region runs from base 1 to 2991 and encodes 996 amino acids. The record is from RefSeq and is a predicted model, not a curated record. Gene Ontology annotation, molecular function: 5-oxoprolinase (ATP-hydrolyzing) activity.